Molecule: messenger RNA, 1046 nt
Organism: Darwinula stevensoni
Lineage: Eukaryota; Metazoa; Arthropoda; Ostracoda; Podocopida; Darwinulidae
Source: the annotation of a GenBank genome assembly
UCUACCCUUUGAAAACCCGUUCGACUCGUUCCAUCACCUCCUUAAAUUCAAUUUUCCUCGCCGCAUCUCCGCACUGCAUUCCGUAGAAUCCUCGUGGAAAGGCUUCCCCUCCGACCCCCUCGGCCCUCUUCGGCCUCCCUCGGCUCCCUUCGGCCUCCCUCGGCCCUCUUCGGUCCCCCUCGGCUCCCUUCGGCCUCCCUCGGCCCUGUGUCUCCGCUUCCCACGAUCGGGAUGAAACCACGUGUAUCCAAACGUGGCCAGUGAUCGACAUAGGCUCCCCUCCAUCCCUUCCGUGUUGUCACCGCAACCAGGACUCCCAUCGUGUCGCUAUCGACCUCUCCCGCUUCCUCCCUUCCUCUCCCACGUGAGACACCCACGACUUUUUCGUCUUUCGAAUGGUGCCGAUGACACUCGUCGAACGGGGUGCGUCCAUGAGCGACGGGAUCGCGAUCCGCGAGGCCAGGAGGGACGACUGCGCGGGGAUCAUGAAGCUCAUCCACGAACUGGCGGAAUUCGAGAAGAUCCCGGAGGAGAUCGUCAUCACCAAAGACACACUGGAGAGAGACGGAUUCGGGAGCGAGCAUCCCUGGUUCCGGUGCUGGGUCGCGGAGGACCCCGCCGCGGGCCUGGUGGGGUUCGUGCUCUUCUACUACACGUACGACACGUCGGACGGGAGGCAGGCGUACAUGGAGGACUUCUUCGUCACGGCCUCGCACAGGGGGUGCGGGGUGGGAGGUCGCAUGCUCGGAUGCGUGGCGCAGGUCUUCCUCCUUCUCUCUCUAAGGGAUUUAUUCCAGGAUUUCUGGGAUUUUGGGGGAUUUGGUGGGUGUUUGGGAUUUAGAGGGGUUGUGGGGUUCGGUGGGCGGGGGGUCCCCGAAGCUGAGGUGUUGGCCCGCGGCUGCACCCGCCUCAGCUUCCACGUCCUCAACUGGAACCGGGACGCGGUCGACUUCUACGUGAAGCGCGGGGCGAUGGACCUGACGCGGGACGAGGACUUCCACGUCUUCUGCUUCGCCAAGCACACGCUCGAGGCGCUUCCCAAGUGA